This is a messenger RNA of Naegleria lovaniensis, 1281 nucleotides long. RefSeq lists its product as uncharacterized. Lineage: Eukaryota; Heterolobosea; Eutetramitea; Acrasida; Naegleriidae. The transcript is spliced from 2 exons. The record is from RefSeq and is a predicted model, not a curated record. The coding region runs from base 1 to 1281 and encodes 426 amino acids.
AUGACGGACCAUCACCAAUUGAUUGUGGAGUUGCUCCAUGUCAAUUUUUUCAACGAACAUCUCAAGAAGAGUCAACGACGAUUAAAGUGUGAAGUUGAAUUACUUCAACAAUCCGAAGGACAACAAGUAGUAAUUUCUGAAGAACAUUUCUGUUCACGAAUCAAGCUACCACGAACCAAAGACAUUAGCUCGUGCAUGCUUGAUUCAAUAUUCAGGUUCAACCUUGAUGAGAAACCUCGUUCACACUCACAUUUUAGAUUCAAAGCAUUAUUUAAAACAAAGAACGUAUUCCUUCUUUCAAGAGAGAGAAUAUUCGGAAAAUGUUUCAUGGAUAUCCCAUCAUGUGUUUCAGAAUCUCCAAUGAUCCUCUCCAUCCCAAUUACAGGGAUGGAUAUCAGUGAUGACCACACACCGACAUGUCCUGAUGUUGUUACAAGAUUAUCAUUUUCUAAAAAACCAAUAUUUCCCAAUACUACUGUUCCUUCCAUUGGAACUCUUUUUCUACAAGUACAGCUGAAAACCAUCAAAGAAGCAACUUGUUCAGUACGUGACAACGAACUCUAUGACUGCCCUUCUCGACAACACAUGGAUGAAGAAAGUGGAAUAUCCUUUUGCUUACCCAGCAUAUAUGGAGGAAUGGUAAAAGAUUUUUCUUCGUUUGGCUUAAUUUCAAAAAGCACCUUAUUAUUUGAUAAUACUCAAGCACUUAAUUUGGGAGAAGGAGAACUUGAUGUUUUUAAAUUUCAUGUCUUUACGGGAUGCAGGUUUGAAUUUUCUUCCACCUUUGUGGAGAGAAGAAGACGACAAGAUCAUGCAAGUCUUGUGGUUGAUUUGGGUGAUAAUUACUCCCUUGUGUCUCCCAGUGAGAAUUUUUCUGAAAUUUUCAAAUGUUUUGCAAACAGACUCUUAAUACCUUUGGAUCAUGACUUAUUUAAGGAAAAGAAGUUUAGGAGAGCAACUAUCGAUCAGUGGAGUUUCAAAAACAUGUCCUCUUUGAGCCAUAAUGUCAUUCAUGUAUCAAUUUUAUCACUUGAACCCAAUACGGAAUCUGCCUCAUUGGUUAUUUUAGAACAUGUCACCACUUUACGUUGCAAUGAACAUUCCCAGAAUCAGGAAAAACAUUGUCCUCAAAUACUUCUGGAUGUUGCUGAAUCCAUGGACUUCCAAUCCGAUGAAAGCAUGUUUGUGCAUUUAAACCCUGGCCAAAGAAACUUAAAUCGGCUGAGCUCUUCUUCCAGUGAUCAUUUCAAAAUUGCUCUCAUAUCGUGUGUGACGCCUUAA